Molecule: messenger RNA, 2304 nt
Organism: Sordaria macrospora k-hell
Lineage: Eukaryota; Fungi; Ascomycota; Sordariomycetes; Sordariales; Sordariaceae
Source: RefSeq, a predicted model, not a curated record
AUGACUUCGAACGGCGUGGUCCCUCACGUCUUAUGCGGUCGUUGCUCCCGCAUCAUCCACUCCGACUGGGUACAAGAACGACUAGGACGGGUCAAACCAUGGACGGGCAACAGCAAUUGGGCAUUGGACGGGGAUUCGGGACAGGAAGAGAGACUGCGCUUCUUUCAUAGCGAAAGCUUGGAGAAGUUGGAUGCAUCCGCCGCCGCGGGGUGCCAUCUCUGCACUCUCGUCAGCAAAAAGGACCAAUACUUCGAAUGGUCUAAAGACGAGGAGUAUACCGGUCUUGUCCAGGUUGUGGCUUGUGCUGGGCCUUACUCGGUUUGGCUGGAGACAAGCCGGAUCCAAGAGCUAGAAAUUGACGAGGACAUGGCGAAUGACUUGGCCGGAGUGGACGAGUGGCUGGAAGAGCGCUACAACGAGAGUUAUGACUUUUCUGGCGCAUGGAUCAUGGAUGACUUUGUCACUGUCCAGCUGCGGAAGGUCCGAAGUGGAACUUACUCCCCAGCUGGUCCGGAUUCUCAUACCCCUCUGUCUCCGUCCUCGGACGCCCCCGAAAUCCUCAAGUCCAUGCAAUACUGGCUGAAAGACUGUGUCGCCAACCACCCCGAGUGCAACCGGUAUUCCUCCACGCAGAAAGACCCCACUGCGAUAUGGCUGCCUACGCGGCUCAUCGACGUGGGAGAAGUACCCGGCAACCUGGCUCCGCGACUGGUGAUAUCUGCUGCCGAAGGCCUUGCCCAAAAGAAGGCACACUACCUCACGCUCAGUCACUCCUGGUCCAUCUCCACGAAAGCGCACAACUUGAAGCUGGAGACAGAGAACAUGGCCCAGUUGCAAGAUAGCAUACCGCUUGAUGACAGGUUGUCCAAGACGUUCCGAGAUGCUAUGAAGAUAACCCAGCAACUCGGAUGUCGGUACAUAUGGAUUGAUUCCCUGUGCAUCAUCCAAGCUGGUUCAAAGGCGAAGGAAGACUGGCAAAGAGAGGGCCUUACCAUGAGUGACGUCUAUGGCUAUUCCCGCUGUAACAUCACUGCUCUAGGAACCGGUGGCAACGAUGGAUGUUACACCCCCAGGAACCCAUUGCAGACGAGUCCAUGCCGGAUCAAAGUUUGUGACGACAAGUCCACUGUAUACGCUGUCAACUCGCUGCUCGAAAACACGUUCACGGAAAAUGUGGAACAGUCGCCUCUGUUCAAGCGAGGCUGGGUCUUCCAGGAAAGCGUACUCUCUUCACGAGCCGUAUACUUUGGAGCUCCCCAGCUCUUCUGGGAAUGUCGCCAUCAAGCUUUUGCCGAGUCGUGGCCGUUCAAGACUGAUACGCCCAAGGUUCAACAGCGCCUCACCGAGCCUACCUUGCGGGCCACUGGGGACACACCCUUUUCUUCCAAGACCGUUUUCGAGGCGCUCUGUAACGCCGAAGAACAGCAGGCGAAACAAGGAGCAAACGAGGACAGGGCAAGACACCUGAUUGAGCACACGUUUCCCUCUUUCCUCGCUUGGGAAAAGAUCGCAAAGACCUUCAUUGGCACAUCCCUAACCUUCACCUCCGAUCGCCUUUUCGCCAUGGCCGGCAUCGCCCGCGCCAUCGAACACUUCCGCUCCUUCACCUACGUCACCGGAACAUGGCGCGAGCUCUACCCGCUCGACCUCCUCUGGCGCUUUACCCGUGAGCUAGGCGAGAGAAACAACGUUAUCUCUGGUUCUAACGCCCCUUCGUGGUCAUGGGCUGCCAAGGAACUCAACGUGAAGGAGUCGCUCAAGAACAUUGCAGAAAGCGAAAAGAACACUCAACGGCCCGACCAUUGGGAUGGGAACAAGCGGUUUUUGGUCGAGUCUGUCACCAGCGUCGCCUACCUUUCCGACCUGGUCGAGUUUCCCAACCCCCCGUUUGAGUCGAAAUACAGGCCUGAUAACGAGGGUGAGAUCGCGAUUGUCUUGAAGGGUCGCGUGCGGAAGGGCCUGGUUAAGACAGAACUUGAUGUUCAGAACUACCCGGAAGAUCGAUUGUACGUCGAAGGGAAGGACGCAAAAUCGCCUGUCAUUGUCCAUAUGGACGAUGACACGCCGACGGAUGGACUAGAGGUGGUUCUCUUCUUGUUGAUGGAGUGGGAAGGGUUGGUCAGUAACUACUGGAAACGACAAUUCCAGGCUGGAUUGAUUUUGGUGCCGGCCAAAGAUGACGGUCUUAAAGGAGGGCAAACGGUCUACCGGCGUGUCGGUGCGUUCAGGACGGGUGAGUUGUCAGACUGUCCUGUUGAUGCAUUCGACGGGAGUGAAGUGGAGGAGCUGUUGCGUAUUUGUUGA